AUGGACCGCCUUGUUGGAGGCGCCCGCGAGGGGGGCAAACACCACAUCCGGGUGAAUCCGAGCGAGGCCGAGGCCGGCUCUGGGUCCGACGCAGAGAAUGUCGUGAAAACAGGCCAGCUUGAAAUCGCCCGCCAGAACAAGCGCCAGAUAGGCAUCCCCUCGGCUGCCCUCCUCAUCUUCAACCGCAUCAUCGGCACCGGCAUCUUUGCCACGCCGGCCACGGUCCUCGCCCAGUGUGGCUCCCCGGGCCUGUCGCUCAUCAUCUGGCUCGUGGGCAUGCUCAUCGCCGCCGCCGGAACAGCCGUCUACUUGGAGUUCGGCACCGGACUGCCCCGCAACGGCGGCGAGAAGAAUUACCUCGAGUUCGUGUACCGCAAGCCCAGGUUCCUCACCACGUCGCUGUACACGGGCUACGUGAUCCUGCUGGGGUGGGCCGCCGGCAACUCAGUCAUCUUCGGCGAGUACAUCCUGCACGCCGCGCAGGUCGAGGUGACGCGGUGGAAUCAGCGCGGCAUCGCCCUGGCGUGUCUGACGACGGCGUUUUUGAUCCACGGCACGGCGCUGAAAUGGGGGAUUCGACUGCAGAACUUUCUGGGUGUCCUCAAGAUCCUCGUCGUCGUCAUCAUCGUCAUAUCCCCGCUGGUCAACCUCAAAAAGGUCAGGGAGAACAACAACUUCUCCAAGCCGUUCGAGGGAACGACCAGCAGCGCGUACGGCGUCGUCACGGCCCUGUACAACGUCAUCUGGAGCUUCGUGGGCUACAGCAACGCCAACUAUGCCCUCAGCGAGACCAGGAACCCAGCCAGGACGCUCAAGUUCGCCGCCCCGAUCGCCCUCGGCACCAUUUCCGUCCUGUACAUGCUCGCAAACGUCGCCUACUUUGCCGGCGUCUCGAGGGAGGAGAUGCUCGAGUCGAAGCGCCUGGUGGCGGCCUCGCUCUUCCGCAACAUGUUUGGACAGUCGGCCGAGCGCGCCUUGUCCGUCUUUGUUGCCCUGUCCGCCUUUGGCAACGUCCUGAGCGUCAUCUUCUCCCAGGGCCGCCUGGUUCAGGAACUCGGGCGCGAGGGCGUCCUCCCCCUGUCGCGCUUCUGGGCCAGCAACCGGCCCUUCAACGCCCCCCUCGCCGGCCUCUUCGAGCACUGGCUCGUCACGGCCAUCACCAUCCUCGCGCCCCCCUCUGGCGACGCGUACAAUUUUGUGCUCAACCUCAUUUCGUACCCGCUUGCCAUCGUCAACACCUUUGUCGCGGGCGGGCUGAUUCACCUCUACCGCAACCGGGCUCGGAGGAGCUGGAGCCCUCCCCUCAGGGCAACCCUCCCCGUCGUCGUCUUUUUCCUCCUGAGCAACAUUUACCUCGUCGUGGCGCCGUUUGUGCCACCCGAGGAGGGGCAGAGUGUGUAUGAGAGCCUGCCGUACUGGAUCCACUGCGUCGUCGGCUUUGGUGUGAUUCUGGCCGGAGGCGUGUAUUGGUUAAUCUGGGCUGUUGUCCUCCCCAAGAUCGGCCGGUACGAGCUGGUGCUGGAGACCGUCGUGGAUGACCUCGACGGAUGGGAACGCAGUUAUUUCUUUACUCGGCCGCUGGGAGACAAGGCCAAGAACACCGGGGAUCCUCACGAUUCUCCGUGA
This is a messenger RNA of Metarhizium album ARSEF 1941, 1626 nucleotides long. Its product is annotated as Amino acid/polyamine transporter I. Gene Ontology annotation, cellular component: membrane. Gene Ontology annotation, biological process: amino acid transmembrane transport. NCBI's taxonomy places the organism in Eukaryota, Fungi, Ascomycota, Sordariomycetes, Hypocreales, Clavicipitaceae. The transcript has 2 exons. Gene Ontology annotation, molecular function: L-amino acid transmembrane transporter activity. The record is from RefSeq and is a predicted model, not a curated record. The coding region runs from base 1 to 1626 and encodes 541 amino acids.